This is a messenger RNA of Trypanosoma theileri, 1692 nucleotides long. RefSeq names its product cystatin-like cysteine protease inhibitor domain-containing protein. The record is from RefSeq and is a predicted model, not a curated record. Gene Ontology annotation, molecular function: transmembrane transporter activity. Gene Ontology annotation, biological process: transmembrane transport. NCBI's taxonomy places the organism in Eukaryota, Euglenozoa, Kinetoplastea, Trypanosomatida, Trypanosomatidae. The coding region runs from base 1 to 1692 and encodes 563 amino acids. The transcript has a single exon.
AUGUUAAACCCAAGGCUCUCACUUAGAGAAUUAUGUCAAGGUUUAAGUACUUCUCAGAGGAUUAUAAUUCUUUAUGUCUUUACAAAUAGUUUGGCAGGAUCAAUAUGGAUGAGUAACGCAUGGACCCCUUUUAUUUAUCAAAUUUUUGGUAACAGUAAUCUUCAUGUUGGUUUAUUAUCAGCUUUAAAUGGAGCAUUCGAAUUGAUAUUCGCCCUAAUAGGCGGUCACUUAGCUGACAGAGUUGUUGGACCAUCAGAAACGUUAUUAAUUUCUGCACGUGUAGGAAUGUGGUCACUUAUUACUAUUAUGAUUUCGGUAUGGAUCGGCAAUUGGGUUAUGCUUAUUAUUUCCCAAUCACUCUACGGUGCCUAUUUAGGGUUAAGUCUUACUUCUGUGGAGUCUGUCUUUGCCCAGAGUAUUCAACAAGGUGAGCGGGAUCACUUGUAUGGAGUGAAAUUCAGUUUGGAGGCCUCCGCCCCUAUUGGAGGACUUGUGCUUUCACUUAUUUUAUUUGCUCUCUUUGGCAAUACAUGGCGUUUGGAUGUAUUGCGUUGGAUUAUCACUGCAGGGGUUUUAUUACAUCUGGCAUCUAUACAAACACUCCUUUCACGGUUUAAACCAAUUCCUAGUCAUUUAGAUAAGGCGGCGGAUGAUAUACCUUUAGAAAUUGGGCAAACUAUUCCGGUAAACCUUUGUAAUCGUGAAGAACCACGAGUGUUUUGUGUAGAGGAAGAAAUUACGAACUGUGGGGUGAAGGAAGAAAAAAGCAUGAACCCUCUUUCUCAUUUAGAUAAAAAUGAUCAGGAGAAGAAUUUACAAAAAACUUCUUCUUCUUCCUCUUCUUAUUCUUCCAAUGAAUGUCAAAGUAAAGAUAUGAAUAAAAAUAAUCGAUGUGCGAAAUGUAUUUUUUAUGUUCCUCUAGAAAAAUAUCCCUAUGUUAUAGCAUUAUCAGAUAUCGUCAUUACGUUGGGGAGUGGUAUGACUACACAAUACUUUUCACUGUUUAUGAUGAAUAUUUAUCAUAUUUCCCCUGUUGGUUUAAGUUCACUUGGAUUGUUGAUUGCAAUGACAAUAUCUAUUCUUGCGAUAGUAAAUUCUCAUAUUGGAAAAAAAUUUGGAAGAACACGUGCCCUUCUGCCUCCUAAACUUUUGGGUACAUUUAUUCUUCUUUAUAUGGCUCUCGCACGUGGAACAUUAGCGGCACCUACAUGGCUUAUGUGUAUUGCAUAUGUUGCGAGAAUGGCUUUAAUGAAUUCCACCACAGCUUUGAGUCGAGCUCUUAUCAUGGAUAUUGUUUCUGAAGAGCGACGAGGUAUGUGGAAUGCGGUAGAAUCUUUUCAAUCCGCCUCCUGGUCUGGUACGGCUUUGUUAGGUGGAUUUCUUGCAGAUCGAUUAGGAUAUGGGGCUGCAUUUAUUGUUACCUUUGGUUUUCAUUUAACAGCAUGUCUAAUGAUUUCACCUUGCUUAUCACAGAAUGAUACGGUGUUGACUUUACAUCCCAAUGGAUCUACAUUAGGGGAUAAGGGAGAAAUAGCUUCUUCACACAAAACAACUAAUCAUAGUAGUUGUUCACAUAUCCCUGUUGUGGAUGAGGUGACUAUACUGAAUGUCACCGUGACGGAAGAACUUUCAGAGCUUAAGAAAACCAUAAGAGAAAAUAAGGAUAGCACUGAAGUAAGUUCAAGUAAAUAG